Molecule: messenger RNA, 417 nt
Organism: Aspergillus puulaauensis
Lineage: Eukaryota; Fungi; Ascomycota; Eurotiomycetes; Eurotiales; Aspergillaceae
Product: Ras-related protein Rsr1
Exons: 1
Coding region: 1-417 (138 amino acids)
Biological process (GO): signal transduction
Cellular component (GO): plasma membrane
Molecular function (GO): GDP binding; GTPase activity; GTP binding
Source: RefSeq, a predicted model, not a curated record
AUGAAGCAAGGCCAAGGCUUCCUGCUUGUAUUCUCUAUCACGAGCAUGUCCUCUCUGAAUGAACUAUCUGAAUUACGGGAGCAGAUCAUUCGCAUUAAGGAUGAUGAAAACGUCCCCAUUGUCAUUGUGGGAAAUAAAUCGGACCUAGAGGAAGACCGCGCGGUACCACGCGCACGCGCAUUCUCUCUUUCCCAAAGCUGGGGCAAUGCUCCAUAUUACGAGACAUCGGCUCGUCGACGCGCCAACGUUAACGAGGUCUUCAUUGACCUCUGCCGGCAGAUUAUCCGAAAGGACGCCAAAGGAAGCUCAGGCGACUACGACCUCGCGCCUCGCAAGCGUGAGGGUCAGGGUCGACAGGACAGAAGACGAGGAAAGCGACGAGAGCCCAAACGGAAGGGGCCUUGCGUGAUUCUAUAG